Molecule: messenger RNA, 1977 nt
Organism: Triticum turgidum subsp. durum (durum wheat)
Lineage: Eukaryota; Viridiplantae; Streptophyta; Magnoliopsida; Poales; Poaceae
Source: the annotation of a GenBank genome assembly
AUGGGCUCUCGCCGUCGUCCUCCUACCACCCUAGUCUUCCUGGUGUUGCUGCUAUGCCUCUUCUAUGCGCCGCGCUGGGUACUCUCGCUGUCCUUCAACCUCAACUUCUCCGACCCCAGCGCCGGUUCAUCCAUGGACCUCGCCGGCGAUGCAUCCAUCAGUUCGUCACGGCUGGAGCUGACAAAAAGUGAACGCAAUACAAAGAUUCAGGACAGCGUCGGCCGGGCGUCCUACACGCACAAGGUGCCGCUAUGGAGCAAAGCCACCGGCGAGAUGGCUAGCUUCACCACCACCUUCUCCUUCCUUAUUACUCCCGACAAGGACAGCCUGCCGGAUACAGGCGAUGGGAUGGCCUUCUUCCUCGGCCAUUUCCCUUCGGUGCUCCCGCUAAACAGCACGGGCGGCAGCCUCGGCCUCCUCCCGUACUUGACUAACGGGACAGGCGACAGCCGGAUCGUCGCCGUCGAAUUCGACACUUUCCGCAACGAGCAAUAUGCCGAUAUCAACAGGAACCAUAUCGGCAUCAACGUCAACUCCCUCAACUCAACGGCGUUCACGGACACGACCACCUGGCCGGGAAAGAACCUCACAUCGCUCAGUGUUAUUAUGAAAGCCACGGUGAAGUACCAGAAUGACUCCAAGAGGCUGGGUGUUGAUCUCCUCAUCGACGAUGCCCUGUACCAUGUAAACGCUACCGUCGAUCUCAGCAGAUACUUACCGGAGGAGGUCGCCGUGGGCUUCUCCGCGGCUACAGGCGACGUCGCCGAGCUGCAUCGGAUACUGUCAUGGUCCUUCAAUUCCACGCUUGAAUCAAAGAAGGAAGCAGCUCCACCUGCCGAACCUCCUCUUCCAAUUCCAGCCAGCAGUAACAACCACAAAAAAUUGGUACCAAUCCUACCAGCCAUCUUAGUUACUCUGCUUUUUCUGUUGGUCUGUGCGGCAGCGGUGCUGGGAUGGCGGCAACACAAGAAAAGAAGAGCAAAUGAUGACAGCGAAGAAGACUGUGACGACAGAGCUGAUCUCGAGAGAGGUGUGGCGGCCGUCGGACCGAGACGGUAUAUGCACCACGAGCUUGUGACCGCAACGAGCAAUUUCGCAGAGGACGAGAAGCUUGGGCGAGGCGGUUUCGGGAGCGUUUACCGGGGUCAUCUCACAGUCACACUCGCAGGUGCAGUCGGUGGUGACCAAGACUGUCGUGCGGUGGCGGUGAAGGUGCUGUCUGCAGACUCGUCGUCCCAAGGGAGAAAGGAGUUCGAGGCAGAGGUGAGGAUCAUCAGCAGACUGAAGCAUCGCAACCUUGUGAAGCUGCUGGGCUGGUGCGACAGUCGCAAGGGGCUCCUGCUUGUCUACGAGCUUGUCACGGAGGGCAGCCUAGAUAGGCACCUCUACAGCAACGACGGCAGCUAUCUGACAUGGCCACAGAGGUACAACAUCAUCCUUGGCUUGGGAUCCGCGCUGCACUACCUUCACGGAGAGUGGGAGCAGUGCAUUGUCCACGGUGACAUUAAGCCCAGCAACAUCAUGCUCGACUCGUCGCUCAGCACCAAGCUCGGGGACUUCGGGUUGGCCAGGCUUAUCGACCACGGCGCUGGGUCAGGGCAUACCACCAAGGCCGUGCUCGGCACCGUCGGCUACAUCGACCCUGAGCUCGUCAACACACGCCGGCCGUGCACCGAAUCAGACGUGUACAGCUUCGGUGUCGUCCUCUUGGAGAUCGCCUCUGGCCGACGACCGGUGAUCGAGACCUCUGAGAGAUCCUUCACGCUGCUCAGCUGGGUGUGGAACCUGUACGGCAGGGAUGCGAUCCUUGACGCGGCCGACGAGCGGUUGAAGGGCGGCGUGGCGGCGAGCGGUGGAUGCAGCGGGUACUCGUCGUCGGGCUCUGGUGCGCGCACCCAGACCGGAGCGAGCGGCCAUCCGUGGCACAGGCCAUGCACGUCCUGCAGUCCUACGAGGCGAGGCUACCGGCGCUCCUGA